AUGUGCUUGCGCAGAAGGAAGUGGAUUGUUGCUGCAGCAGCAGCAGGAGUCGCAGCGGCAGCAGGAGCAGCAGCAGCAGCAGCAGUUUCUGCAGCAGCGCCGGCGCUUGAGCAGCAGCAAGAGCAGUUGCCGCAGCAGCAGCAGCAUUCCCUGCAGCAGCAGCAGCAACAGCAGCAGCAGUUGUUGCAGCAGCAACUCUUGGAGCAACUUUAUCUGCGGUUGCUGCUGUUGCUGCUGCCGCAGCAGCAGCAGCAGCAGCAGCAAGCGCAGCAGGUGCUGCAGCAGCAAUAG
Messenger RNA from Eimeria necatrix, 291 nucleotides. RefSeq lists its product as hypothetical. NCBI's taxonomy places the organism in Eukaryota, Apicomplexa, Conoidasida, Eucoccidiorida, Eimeriidae. The record is from RefSeq and is a predicted model, not a curated record. The transcript is spliced from 2 exons. The coding region runs from base 1 to 291 and encodes 96 amino acids.